This is a messenger RNA of Lodderomyces beijingensis, 1113 nucleotides long. NCBI's taxonomy places the organism in Eukaryota, Fungi, Ascomycota, Pichiomycetes, Serinales, Debaryomycetaceae. The record is from the annotation of a GenBank genome assembly.
AUGUCGGACAAGGAAGCAUUAAAGGUCUUUUCAAGACAAUUAGUAUCGAUGGAAAUGAUUGCCUUUUUGGUUGCAACCACCGAGAGCAUAAUCCAAAUUAAACCAACUUCAGGCAAAGCCCAGCUUAUCAACAACACAGCCAUACUGAUAAAGCCCGUCAAUAAACAGAUAGUCUCGCUCACGACGUUUAUCAAGAAUCUCAUCAAACAUUCCAACGUGCAAACUCCAACGCUCAUGGCUACUUUGGUGUACUUGAACAAGUUGCGCAACUUUUUGCCUGCCAAUGCCGUGGGCAUGGAAACAACAAGGCAUCGUAUCUUUCUUUCAGCAUUGAUUUUGGCUGCUAAAAAUUUAAACGACUGCUCGCCUUUAAACAAACAUUGGACCCAAUAUACAAAUGGACUCUUGACUAUCGACGAGGUCAACUUGGCCGAACGUGAGUUGAUUGGAAUCUUGAAAUGGGAUGUCAGGAUUAGACAGGAUGAUCUUUACAUCAUUUUGCAGCCUUUUCUCAAGGAUAUUAAAUUGAAACUACAACAGAGACAACAAGUUGAUUCUUUGGAGAAAUUGAAUUUUUACCGAUUACACCCACAAGUCAAACUGGCGAGCAGUGGCAUGAGCGGAAGAAUCUUUUCACCAUCGUCUUAUCAAGUGUCUGGCUCAUCCGCAUCAGCAUUCAAAUCAAGCGCCAAUUCAUCGAGUUCAAAUUCUUCAAAUUCAUUGCAUUCAAACCUAUCACUCAAAAACUCCAAUUCUUCAUCUACCAUAUCGCUGGAUUACAAUGAUAACUACAACGACGACGACCACUACCACCACCAGCACCACCAGCACCACUACCACUACCACAACCAGAAAUCUCAUAUACCUAGACGUAUGCCAUUGAGUAACAAGUCACUUAAUAACUUAAAUCAUGAGCAAUACUAUAACAAUUACGUCACUGCCUCCAACACGAGCACCAAAGCACCACCACCACCAUCAUCAUACUCAUGUCAUCCCGAAAUCCACCACCAGUCAAGCCACAGCUACACUAGUAGUACCAAUCAAAUUCCCCAAGCCAAGAUUCCCCACAAACGAAGUAUGCGACUGAUGAUGAAUGGAUUGAUCUCGUCCUAG